GCAAUUCAAUCAAAGCAGCAUAUAACCUAUGAAGUAUGGUUCAAGCUGCUUAUAAACUUCUUUACUACCCACCACCUGCCUUUCAAUAUUUUGAACAUCCCAUCUAUCCCUUCCCCUCGAACCUUAUCUCGUCGCCUAAGAGAUGAAAGCUUGAAUCAACAAAUAACCGCUUUAAGCACGCUUCCAGAAGGUUCUAAGCUCUUAAUUGCCCUAGAUUGCUGGACAUCUCCAUACUCCUAA
Molecule: messenger RNA, 240 nt
Organism: Penicillium pulvis
Lineage: Eukaryota; Fungi; Ascomycota; Eurotiomycetes; Eurotiales; Aspergillaceae
Exons: 2
Source: RefSeq, a predicted model, not a curated record